CCGAUUUUUCCUGAAACAUCUUGAGGCUGUCAAGCAUCAUUAUGGUGAACUGCUGUGGUUUGCUGUCUGAGAAAAAUGUGCCAGUUCCUCUGAAGAGCAUCUCGGUGCAGCUGCAGGUUCGGGAUCACGUGGCCUCCGUCAGCUCUAGUCUGCAGUAUGUCAAUGAGGAGGAGCAUCCGCUGGAGGCCGUGUUCGUCUUCCCUCUGCCCGCCGACGCCAUCGUCUGCCACUUCAGUGCAAGGAUUGGAGAGCAGGAGAUUGUGGCAGAGGUGCAAGACAAAGAGAGCGCGCGGGAUCAGUAUGAUGAUGCUGUGAGUUCGGGUCAGCAGGCGUUUCUGCUGGAAGAGAGUGAUGAGAGUUCGGACGUGUUCAAACUGAGUGUCGGCUGUUUGUCUCCGGGUCAGAACGCCUCCAUCACCAUCGUCUAUGUCAUCGAGCUCAGCGUUCAGGCCGAUCACGCGCUGCGCAUCUGUCUGCCGGCUGUACUCAACCCACGAUACACACCCGCAGCUUCAGCAUCCGGUGUUCCAGAAGUUUCCUCAGCAUGUGUUAUUCCUUACACUCUGUCUCUGAGUGUUGUUGUGAGAUCUUCUGACCGAAUAUCCAGACUGGAGUCCAGCUGCCCUCUGGAUCCUCUAGAGUUCCUCGACGCGCAGCACACUCAUGCCACGGUGAAUCUGAGUGCUGGUCACCGGUUCGAUAAGGAUGUGGAGCUGCUUCUGUACUAUGAGAAGACCCAUCAGCCCACUGCUGUGGUGGAGACUGGAGCGGCUGCAGCUCAGUCAGGGUCUCUGAUGGGCGACCCGGCGCUCAUGAUCAGUUUAUACCCAGAGUUCCCUGCGGAGGUGAUGUCAUCAUUGGCAUCUCAAGGAGAGUUCGUUUUUGUGGUCGACAGAUCCGGCAGUAUGGGCUGCAAGAUGCAUCAUGGGAAAGACGCACAGAAGCGCAUUGAAAGUGCAAGAGACACGCUGCUGCUGCUGCUGCUGCUGAAGAGUUUGCCCAUGGGAUGCUACUUCAACAUCUACGGAUUCGGCUCUCACUUUGAGUCCUUCUUCCCUCAGAGUGUUGUGUACAGCGAGGACACGAUGGAAGAGGCUCUGAAGAGAGUGAAGAGCAUGAACGCAGACAUGGGCGGCACAGAGAUCCUACAGCCGCUGAACCACAUCUACAGUCAGCCCUGUUACCCGGAUCACCCCCGACAGCUGUUCGUCUUCACUGAUGGAGAGGUGUGGAACACUAAGGAGGUGCUGGAUCUGGUGAAGAGUCACGCUUACUCUCACAGGUGCUUCUCCUUCGGGAUCGGUGAGGGUGUGAGUACAGCUCUCGUCACAGGAAUGGCCAGAGAAGGUUCUGGUCACGCUCAGUUCAUCACAGGCACUGAUCGCAUUCAGCCCAAAGUGAUGCAGUCACUCAGGUUUGCUCUCCAGCUGGCUGUGGAUAAUAUCUCUGUGGACUGGACCGUUCCUGAGGGCGUGACGGUGGACAUGCUGUCCCCACCCAUCAGUGCACUGUUCCAGGGUCAGAGGGCGCUCAUCUACGCUCAGAUUAAAGGACAG
Molecule: messenger RNA, 1556 nt
Organism: Sinocyclocheilus rhinocerous
Lineage: Eukaryota; Metazoa; Chordata; Actinopteri; Cypriniformes; Cyprinidae
Product: von Willebrand factor A domain-containing protein 5A-like
Exons: 12
Source: RefSeq, a predicted model, not a curated record